UGUAUCUCGCGUUGUAUAAGUGCGAUCGGGUUACGCUAAAUGGCGUUAGAAAAAUAAGAUUUUGUACUAAAAAAACUUCUCAGACAGUUUUGUGAUUGCUUGACUCAGUAUUGUUUGAGUGCGCGUCAAAGAUGGACACCAGCAAAGAGAAAAUACGCCAUAUUUUACAGUUUUUCUUCGAUAAAGGCGAAAACGCAAGCCAGGCGGCUGAAAAUGUGAAUAGUGUUUAUGGUCCUGAUACUGUAACAGCCAAUCACGCGCAAUUCUGGUUUCGUCGAUUCCGUUCCGGUAAUUUUGAUGUCAAGGACGCAUCACGCUCUGGAAAGCCAAUUGUCGAAAAUGUCGAUAAAAUAAUGGAAAUCGUCGUCCGUCAUGUAAGCACUGUUUCGAUUGCCCAGGAGCUAAACAUUGCACAAAAAACCGCUUGGAACCACUUGAAUAAGGCUGGAUACAAAAAGAAGCUCGAUGUAUGGGUGCCACACGAGCUAACACAAAAAAACCUCAUGGACCGAAUUUCCAUCUGCGAAUCGCUGCUGAAUCGCAACAAAAUCGACCCAUUUCUGAAGCGGAUGGUGACUGGUGAUGAAAAGUGGGUCACUUACGACAACGUCAAGCGAAAACGGUCGUGGUCGAAUCGCGGUGAGCCGGCGCAAACGGACAACGCAAGGCCACACACAUUGAUAGUGACUCGCCAGAAGCUCCGGGAGCUUAGUUGGGAGGUUCAUAUGCAUCCACCUUAUAGUCCGGAUCUGGCUCCAAGUGAUUACCACCUGUUCCUGUCUAUGGCAAAUGAUUUUGCUGGUAAAAAAUUCGACUCAAGAGAAGCUUGUGAAAAUCAACUGUCCCAGUUUUUUGCCAAUAGGGACGAGGGUUUCUAUAAGAGAGGCAUAAUAAAAUUACCUUCAAAAUGGCAACAAAUUAUCGAACAAAACGGUGCAUAUUUGACCUAAAUCGGAUCAUUCUAACUAUACUAAAUAAAGCCUUCAAUUUCAUGCAAAAUAAUGGAUUUCUUUUUA
Mycetomoellerius zeteki is the source of this 1016-nucleotide messenger RNA. Its product is annotated as histone-lysine N-methyltransferase SETMAR-like. The record is from RefSeq and is a predicted model, not a curated record. Gene Ontology annotation, molecular function: histone H3K4 methyltransferase activity; single-stranded DNA endonuclease activity; histone H3K36 methyltransferase activity. Gene Ontology annotation, biological process: replication fork processing; DNA double-strand break processing; DNA integration. NCBI's taxonomy places the organism in Eukaryota, Metazoa, Arthropoda, Insecta, Hymenoptera, Formicidae. Gene Ontology annotation, cellular component: nucleus; condensed chromosome; site of double-strand break.